This is a messenger RNA of Danio rerio (zebrafish), 4933 nucleotides long. The record is from RefSeq and is a predicted model, not a curated record. NCBI's taxonomy places the organism in Eukaryota, Metazoa, Chordata, Actinopteri, Cypriniformes, Danionidae.
GGGCUACGUGCACAAACCACAUCCACCACCAAAAUCCUCAAUCGACCACCACAUGCAGUCGUAUAUGAGGAGCACACACAAACUUCACUCUAGUCUCAAGACGCCCGUGGAUCGCUUUUACUUUCUGUUUGCGUGCAGCGGUGAACUCCCAGCUCGCGAUGCCUCUGUUUAUGUAGGCUUGUGUUGAUAUGUUAAUAACGCGCUCGGAUUUAUGCUGAUUAAAAGACGUGACUGAUUUAUUUAUGGUCGCUCCUUAGAAUAAAGUAGAGGUUUUGCAUCGCGGAGGCGCUGAAUUUGAGCCUUUUCCCAUCAGUUUUGGGGUUUGUGAUCGAGCAGGAGGGAGGAGUGGCGGAGAAACGGCUGGCUCCUGAGUUCUGAAUCCUGCCUAAAACCCACAAAGAUGAUAUAUCUGCCAGUGUUAUCCAUGACCUCAGAUUUACAGCAUUACAGUUUCAGGAUGCCGAAUAUCGGGUUCCAAAACCUUCCUCUCAAUAUCUACAUUGUCGUCUUUGGGACGGCCAUAUUCGUCUUCAUCCUCAGCUUACUCUUCUGCUGCUACCUAAUUCGGUUACGGCACCAGGCACACAAAGAGCUCUAUGCAUACAAGCAGGUUAUUCAAAAGGAAAAGGUGAAAGAACUAAACUUGCAUGAGAUUUGUGCGGUGUGUUUGGAAGAAUUCAAGCAGAAAGAUGAGCUGGGAAUCUGUCCGUGUAAACAUGCCUUUCACAGAAAGUGCCUUAUUAAAUGGCUGGAGGUGAGGAAGGUUUGCCCGCUGUGCAACAUGCCAGUCUUACAGCUGGCGCAGCAGCAGAGCAUGUCUGAACCCAUUGCCCCAACACAGCAACAUCUGCCCGGGGUGGAGAACCUGGUCUAGAACCUUCUACAAAUGUGACUGCCACUACUUUCACACUCCCUCCUGUACAGGUACAUGCUCGUAUCCAAGGACAGACUGCAGGAUUGGCCCACGGUGACCUGUGACCUGCAAAUGCUCAAGUCCUGCCUUGGUGGCUUUAUAAAAGGAUUAUAAAGGAUCUCCAAAUUACAAUAAUAGAUGAUUUACUCAAUCGGUCUUAUUUGGAUUUAGCUUUUUUCCCCUGUGGGAUCAUGAAGAAGAGUUUAAGUAACCGUUCCACGCCAAAGCACUUUUGUUGAGGAUACCAGUGAGAGGCAAAACAGGACUUAAAAACAGCAUUAAACACAUUAAGAUAAUCUACAGUUUUUUAACAAACUUUUUUUUAAACAAGCACUUUACACAAAACUCAAACCUAAUUGCUUGUGAUAGUAGCAAGAUCUUGUUUUAUAUUUUAUAAUUUGAAACUUUUUUUUUAUAAAGGUGAUGUACGCAGAGCCACAGAGCAAAGUACCAUUGGUUUUACUUUGAUUAGAGAGGGUUACGUUUAUACUGUAUAUUAAAGGGACAGCAGCUCUCCAAUGUGUAUAUGUUUGUUUGUUUGUUUGACUGUUUGUGCAUCGAUGGCCAAAACAAAUGUGAAUGCAGAGUUUGUCUUAUUAGGGUCACGAUCUGACCCAGCAGUAUUUAAUCUGUGUUCUGUGGAUGUCUUUAUAUUGAAAAUGCUUUUUAAACUGAGGGCUGUGUUAAAUACACAUUCACACACACACACAAACACACGUCGACUGCUUUGAGUUCAAGGCUGUAUUUGAUAAGAAUCUGAAACUAACCAAAAAAGGAAAAGAAAGAGAAAACGCAUAUGAUCUGAUACACAAACUUUUCUAGAUAGAAUUUAUAUUUUCCCAAUCACUAUACAGUUGAAGUCAGAAUAAUUAACCAAGCCCCCUACCCAUUGAUUUUUUUUUUCUUUUUUGAAUAUUUAACAAAAGAUGUUUAAUAGAGCAAGGACAUUUUCACAGUAUGUCUGGCAAUAUUUUUUCUUCUAGAGAAAUACUUAUUUGUUCCAUUUAACCUACAAUAAAAGCAGUUUUUAAUUUUUUAAAAAACAUUUUAAAAGGUCCAAAUUAUUAGCCCCUUUAAGCUAUAUAUUUUUUGAUAGUCUAUAGAACAAACCAUCGUUAUACAAUAACAUACAAUAAUAACCUAAUUAAUCUUACCUGACUAGUUUUUCUAAUUAACCUAGUUAAGCCUUUUAAUAUCACUUUAAUCUGUAUAGAAAGGUCUCAAAAAUAUAGUCAAAUAUUAUUUACUGUCAUCAUGACAAAGAUGAAACAAAUCAGUUAUUAGAGAUGAGUUAUUUAAACUAUUACGUUUGAUGAGAGAAUGAGAAUGAGAGAAAGUUUUUUCAACACAAUUAAACAGAAAUUGGGUAACAAACAGGGGGGCUAAUAAUUCAGUGGGACUAACAGUUAUGACUUCAACUGUAUAUAACAAAAUCGCAAUAAUUCAAAAUAUUUCCCAGACUAAAUAAAACAUCUGUUAUAAAAGUAACACCUUUAAUUUAGCAAUGAACUUGCAGACCUCCCGCAAGAUCAUUCAUGUCAGCUGAUACUUUAGGAAACUGCUGCCAUAAGAUCGCUUCUGUCUUCACUAACUGAUCAUAGUUAGAGGAUUAGUCAGUUUCUGGCUUCAGUUUCCCAAUCCAGAGCGAAUGUUUUCAUUCUGCAGAUGUUAUAUAGAGUUAAUGGAAAAGUUACAAAUUGACCAAGAGGGGUUUUACCCAAAUUUAAACUCCAACUAAAUAUCCCAAAGUAUUGUUUUGACUUUCAUGAUUACCUUUUAUGCAAAUUGGUCAGGUUUUUAAUUCCCAUUGUACAAUAUUUGCUUAAUUAUCACAUAUCUCCAAUGAAGCCUUGGUUCUACGCAAAGCAGCUAAUUUGUGUCUGUGUGCUUGUGUGUGUGUGUUCACACAAGCUCUCAUUUUGUGCUGCAUAGCUUUCUCAAAAUAUACUUGGCAUAAAGAGCCCAGAUCUGUCUUCAAUAAAUAUUAAUAAAUUAAAUGUCAGUCUAGUAAAGAAAAAUCAAAAAUAACAUAAAAAAAGUAAACCUGCUGCCCUAAAGUUCAGUAAAUGUGAAGUGAACAUAAUUCCAAGUUACAACAGGUUUACUCACUUUAAAUAAAGUCAACUUAUUGCUUUUAAGACAACAGUAAUGCUUUUUAAAAGUUACUCAUUGCUUUUGACAGUGAACAGCCCCAGAUUACAGUACACAGUCUAGUUAUCAUUCCAGCAUAUCUGUAAAUCAGUCCAGCACUUUGCAACUCAGAAUCCUCAGCCAUAAAGAUCAUUGACCAGCAGGUGGAUGUAGUCAGCAGUCUGUAACAGAAUAGACACUCUGGCACUUUCCUGCUCUAUAGUACAACUAUUUUCCGCCCUUUUCAUCCCACCAACCAGAUAAGGUCAUCCUGGGUCUCUGUGCCCACCAUUUUAAGCCAACCUAUUAGUGAAACAUGCAUAAUGUUGUGCAUACAGCUGGCCUCAACACUAUAAAUGAUGCCAAAUGGGAAAACUUAAUUUCCAUUAUCUGAUACAAGCUUGAUACAUAUCAGUAUUAGGUUUGAUCAAAAGUGCUGGUCAUGAAGUAAAUGGAGUACUGCUAAUUCAUUGCCAAGAAAACUGCCCACCGUGUUCUGCAAUGUAUUUUUUGUGUGUGCUUGAAAGGCAGAUUGUGAAUUAAAGUUAAGCUUAUUUAAAUAUUUUUUUUUAUAUAUUUAAUAAUUGUUUGCAUUUGCAGAGUGUGUGCGGAAACUCUUUUGACUCUAAUAUCACUAAUCAUUUUUUUCAGUGUGCUUUGGUACUUUGUCUUAACAAAGUGUAAAACACUGAGGGUUUCCUUUAGAAAUCCCUUUAUUGUGGACAAAUAACAUUGAGUCCUAAAUUAGGAUCUCUUCAUCUCUUUGGCUUUAGUAACACAGCAGGUCUUAAAGAGUCACUCUGAUCACGAAUGUAUGCAUAUAGAGAGCUGUGGUUCAACUGUGUCAUUAUAAUGUGAAAGUAGUUGAUUGUGUCUAAAAUGUACAAGUUACAUCACUGCACUUUUCAUAUUCUUCUGUUUAGGUGGUAUUAGUGCCUCUCUGUUGAGGUGGAACGGAAACGGCGCAAAAAUGUUAUUUAUUGUGUGCUAAAGUUUAAAACCCAUAACAUUUCAAUAGUACUUUCUAACUGCUCUAAUUUAGUGUUUAGGCAAAGCAAGGCUUUGUGAUUGUUGCUAAAAGCAAUUUCAAAAUCGGUUUGGAAACAUAUCUAGAAAGUCAAGCUAGCAUGUUCAUACAAGUGGUAGUCCUCAAGAAAAUUGGGAAUGUUAAUGUUAGGCCACAUUUUUAGCAUAUUUAAACUAAUGUUUUCUACUGAUCAUUACUGAGAGUGCCAUAUCUGGUUUACCCGUUUUAAUUUGAAAAUGCAACAUUAGGUGUUUGCUUACUACUUAACAACUCUUGUUUGUUCCUAAUGGGCUUUUUAAACCAAUAAGACAUUGUGAAAAAAGACUGUUAGGAACAGCCCGGCAGUAUUUCUGUUGUUUAGUAGUACUUUGUAGAAUGUGCUUAUAAAGGCACAUGACGCAAUUCAAAUAUUAUGUUUUAAUAAACAAUUGCCUAUCUAUUAACUAUCUCAGUGUCAAAUCUGUGACAUGGUUUUUCAAGGUUUCCAUGAUGUUCCUCCUUCACCAUGCCACUCUUUUUGUCUGAGGUGAUCUAAUAUUUGUCCCGCCCCUCACCGUUGUGACCUCACAGAUGUAAACAUCAUAGCCCCGCCCCUUCCCAACACAGUCUUGUUUUAACACUGCUAAUGUUUGUGAAUCUCACAGACAUGUUUGUAAAAGUAAGAAUUCUGCAGCAGAAUAUUUUCUGUACAGUAUUUGUAAACUAUAUUUUUGUAUAUUUAAUCAACAUUUUGAAGAAAAGUUAAAAAAUGCAAAGACGCUUUUUUUUUUUUUUUGCUAAUUUUGUGUUAUAUUCAUUAAAAUAUGUUGCAUGUGACUGACUUGAAUUGUAAAUAAAGUUGCCAAGUUUUUGCAAUAAAGAAA